This is a messenger RNA of Hevea brasiliensis (rubber tree), 666 nucleotides long. RefSeq names its product 60S ribosomal protein L34. The record is from RefSeq and is a predicted model, not a curated record. The transcript has 4 exons. Gene Ontology annotation, biological process: ribosome biogenesis; translation. Gene Ontology annotation, molecular function: structural constituent of ribosome. The coding region runs from base 87 to 449 and encodes 120 amino acids. NCBI's taxonomy places the organism in Eukaryota, Viridiplantae, Streptophyta, Magnoliopsida, Malpighiales, Euphorbiaceae. Gene Ontology annotation, cellular component: ribosome; cytosolic large ribosomal subunit.
UCAGUUCUCCUUUUUUUUUCUCGUCUCUCUCUUUCUCUGGUGCGCGCAUACAAAGACAUUGAGGAAGGAUUCAGGGAAGGGCUGAAAUGGUUCAGCGACUCACUUACCGGAAGAGGCACAGCUAUGCCACCAAAUCUAAUCAACACCGCAUUGUUAAGACUCCUGGCGGGAAAUUGGUGUAUCAGACUACAAAGAAGAGAGCAAGUGGGCCUAAGUGUCCCGUCACUGGCAAGAGAAUUCAAGGGAUUCCACACCUAAGACCAGCAGAGUACAAGAGAUCUAGAUUGUCUAGGAAUCGACGAACUGUCAAUCGUGCCUAUGGAGGUGUAUUGUCUGGAAGUGCUGUUAGGGAGAGGAUUAUCCGAGCCUUCUUAGUGGAAGAACAAAAGAUUGUGAAAAAGGUUUUGAAGAUUCAAAAGUCAAAAGAGAAGCAAGCUUCAAGGAGCUAAAAGGAAAAGGACAGAAUAAUAAAUCGAAGUCAUGUGAGUUGGAAGAUAUGCUACAGAGAAUUUUGGGGCAAUGAAAUGUAGGAUUUGAAUUUGGAGAUUGUCAAUUUUUACUUGUUUGAUACAAUUGAUUGUUUACGUUUUUUUUUUUUGUUUACUUUGACAAGAGAUCAUUUCCAACUAGUUUUAUGUGAUCGUUUGUGCUUCUGAUCACUUGGAA